UGCUAAAGCCCUCUCGCCUACAGCACGGCGACGUAGUAGUACCGGAAGCAGUUCAUCUCUAUUAUCAGAUAAGUGUUCGAUGCGUUUUUCGAAAUUAUUUGGCAGCAAUUGCAUAUCAGUUAUGGAUGAUGAAAAUCCACCCACAGCAUUGUCAAAGAUAUUGUCGAUUAAAGAGUUCGAUCCCUUGGCUCCACAACAACAUGUAGCUUUGGUGAUUAAAUCGAUAGUUUCCCUGUCAGAACUCAGCCAACGUGAGGAUAAUAUAAUCAAUGUGGACAUUGAUAAACGUAGGAUAUUGGAAUUUUCAUCGAUGAGCCAGGAAAGCAAGAAAAAUUGUCGACUAAAUCCAUUUAUGGAUGUUUCCAAUAUUGUCGUUACACAUCCAGACGAUGAAUUCUUCACAUUCUGUUUAUGCAAGAAUUGUGAAGAAUAUCGUGAACUUGUUAUUCACAUAAUGGUGGAACAAUUCAAGGCUCCUCAUAUGGUGGUUAUGCUAUUGGAUGUUCUUAUUAAGGCAUACGGACCUAUGUUAAAGAACAUUACAGCUUAUAACACUUUUGAAAAAUUGCUCGAUCAGAACAAAGAUGUCUAUUGGAUUACUUGUGGUGUAAUCUACCACAAAAAGGGUGAACAUUUGGAUUUUAUCUACGAUGAGAACUUGUCAGACAAUAUGAUUUUCGUUCUAUUUAGUUCAAUUUUGAUGUUAAACAACCCUUUGCUACUGUUACAAAAUCUUGCUUUCCAUAUUGAAUGUAUUGUGAAGGCGUAUGCGGAGGGAUUCAUGGAGAUUGUUGAACCCGAUCAAAGCAAAAUACCUGCUGAGGAAAUGAUUAACUAUAUUGUAAACGGAUACGAUGACUUGAUAUGCAUUUCAGAACAAGUUGCAUCGUAUCUAUUUGCUUUUGAAAACUAUUUUUUGCGAAAAUUUUCAUUAACUUGGAAACUUUUAUGCCAACGUUUGUAUCAAAAACACGUUCAUGCACAUCUGGCCGAUACAAUGUUGGCUUGUAUAAUAACCUUGAAAGAGGAAGAAUUGACAUCACAUCAUACGGAUCUUAUCAAACGUUAUAUACAAUUUGAGAAUAUUAUGAAUCGUGUCGAUAUCUUGUGGACAAACGUUUGGGUGAAAUUGAACGAAUUUAAUUUGUCGGAAGUGGAACGCAAACGACGUAAAUCGCUAUUGGAUGUAUACCGCAUUUUCGAUACUGUGGUACAGGAUGCCAUUGCAUUUUCGCUGCAGGACAGCGUUGACGAUAAUGAUUUUUAUUAUUUUCGAUCACUGAAGAAUCGACGUUUAGCGUGGAAAAAUAUUAUGUCUUACGCCAAAAUGAAAUGGCCGGACGGAUUUAAUCAGCCACCCAAUACGUUAGUCGUAGAUAAUAAAUGUGUAAAAUGUAAUGUUUCUCUAGAAUAUCAUAAAGAGUUUUGCCAGUGCAUAACUUGUUCCAUUGCUGGAGGUCCUUUACCGCCAACUCGAAAUGCAGAUAAGUGUUCUAAAUGUUUGGCGCAGGAUAUUGUUGUAAAGGAUGAGAAUUUCUAUGAUUCGAAAAUUGUGAAUGUAUGUGCCAAUGACGAUUUUCAAAAUCCGCCAAAAAAUAGCAUUGCAACAGCAAAAGCAAAGAACCUUGCUCUUCAGUAUAUUGAUGAAGAAUUGUAUGUUGCGCUGGAGGAUAUGUUGGAUGAAAAUGGUGUACCGACAAGUCAACAAAUAUCUGAAAUAAUGACAAAUGGUUACCACAUUGCAUGGGCUGUAUUUACCCAUUUGAAUAACCGUAAGCGUUUCCCUUUCACUACCAUUGAGCGACAACAUUUCUGCAAUAACUGUAAAAUGGCAUCCUGUCAUUUGGCACGUAAAAUCUUAAACAACGAAAUAUCUCCGUCGCUUUCACAGGACUUAAUUCAUUACUUCCAACCAAUGUCUAUGACACGUGAAGAGCUACGCUCCAUACUGCCGAAUAUUAUGUUGUAUAACCGCAAGUUGGUAGCUUCGAACAAUGGCCUCGAUCUUAUAGAUGUUCAUGAUUUGGUAGUGAAAAUCUAUUGGAUUUUCAUAAUAUCCGUUUAUGCCAUUUAUGUCAUUGACUACCAUGAUAAUAAUUGCGAAAACGAGGCCGAAAUAAAUAUAGAAGCUCUUGAAUUAAAAGACAAUGAUAUAAAUGUAAAUGUGGAUAAAAUUGUUGGCAAUAAGGAUGAUACAAAGUUUUUAGAAUUUCUCGAUAAAAUUAAGAGUUUAUCACCAUAUAAUAACGAUGUAGAAUCCAAUUUCGACUCCGUCGUCAAUAUCGAUAGCGCGGAAAUUCAAAAGAAACUAAAUGAUAUUUUAAAAAUAACAGAUUGCGCAGAACCUGCUUCACAGUGCGAAAAUAUCUCUCAACAUCUAAGUGAACCCGUUGAAGGAGAACAACAAUUAUCUACAGAGUUAAAUACUCCGUCGACUGUCGAAUCUCAGCCCAAAAAGACAUGUAAGGAAAAAUCCAAGAAAUGCGAUCAUCAUUCCGAUAUUGGUAGCGACCACUGCAAAGAGAAUCACUCGAAUAAAAAACGUUUGAAGAAGGAUUGCAAUCAUGCUAGAAUGAAUGAGACUAGGGAACGAUUACGUAAAAAAUUAUCCCAAAUAGUAAAUGCACGCAAAACAUCCAAGUCUUCACAGCCAGAUACUACAGCUGCAGCACCAACCACUAGCGUUUCUGAACCGCCCAACCAAGUAGACAAUGUGCUGAAUGCAGACGAAUUAAAAAUUUUCCAACAGUUGCAGCAGCAGAUGCCGCAUUCGGCAUCGUGGGAUGAACCCCAUUAUAUUACAGCUACAUUCGAACAAUUACAUCAAGCAAAGUUGCAUGAUUUGUGUGAAUGUUUGCAACAUUUGCAAACCAAUCAAAAGAUUGAUACUAACGGCGGCAAGGCAGUGAGUAAAAAAUCUCAGCACAAACAAAAUCAGUCGAAAAUUUCAUCACAGCAACAGCAUAAGCCAACAUCAUUGGAGCCACCCAACAAAAAAUCAAAUCUCAGUAAUAACUCAACACGAGACGCAUCAACAUCCAGUCAAAGUACAAAGAGUAAGGAACGAACUAAAGAGGCGACAUCUAAAUCAUCAGGUCAAGAAAAAACAUCCGUCGCAUCACCACAAUUUCCACCAACCACAUCAUCAAGUGCACCAUCAGCGACUAAGCCAUCAAGCAGCCUGGAUUUUGUGAGCGAAAUAUGUGAAAUAAUUGACAAUUAUUCCAAAGAACAAGCCAAGAAAAAGUGGAUAAAAGAAACACUGAGUUUUAUAGAGGGGCCAACAUCUGUUGCUGGCAAAAAGAAAUCGCAGCCUCAGACCUCAAAUCCUAAAAAAGCCGCCAAGAAGGCGAAGCAAAAGCAAAGAAAGGACGAAGAGAAGCGUAUAGCUGAGUUGCAGGAUCUAAGAUGUCAGUUCCAAAACAUUUACUUUAAAGAGUUUACGGAAAAGCUAAAUUUAAAGUCUUUAAAGGCUAACAAGAAACGAGACAAAAAGAAAAUCGGUGAAUUGGAAAGUAAUAUCAAGAAUUUGCAACGGGCUAAGGCCAAAGUGGAAACUGCCAUACUCGAGCUAAUUGCCACAGUCAAACAAACAAAUGCCGAAUUCAAAUUUUCAUACUUGCCUACGAAAGAGCAGCAAUUGGAAAAGGUUAAAGAACUCGAAGCCAUGAAUUCGGAUGCCAAUGAAAUUAAUGAGCCGGUAGCGGAAAAAGGUUUAAAACUUACCGAGUUGCAUCAGUCGAAUACUGAAACGAAUGUGCCUUUGGCGUCGACACCAUUCUCAAUUGCUCCUACAAACAAUCUAAAUAUGGUACCGGAAACCUAUAGUAUGCCGUAUGCUCAUGCCAACCACUUCCCUUAUAAUUUAGGUUUCCCACCUACUGCUGCAGGCCCAGCCCCAUUCGGUUUGAUGCGUCCAUCUCCUAUGUGUUAUGCCCCACCAGCUCCUGCAUCUGGAACUCAACAGCAACAACAGUUAGGGCCAGAUGUUGUCGCCACUAUGUCUGCAAAUAGUAGUGGUGCCAGUGAUCCCUCUAAACGAAUUGUCACCAUACGGAGGGUCAAUUUGCCAAAUGUUCCAGAGCCCCAGGUAACCGUUACUGCCAAGGGCAGCAGUCCCGACAAGGACAAGCUGCUCUACACCUUUAUCAAUGGGCAACUUGUACAAACUUCUGCUGCAGCUCCCCCAAUCGCCAUACCCCAAAUGCCAGUAAUAAACCCAAUGCAACCCCCAUCGGCACCACCUCCAGUAUCUGGACACAUAAACAAAUUACCACCACAACCAGAGCAUUUAUUAACUAUACCACCACCUCCCCCACCAAAACUUUCAAAAAGUCAAAUGAAAAAGGAACGAAGGCGUUUGGCUAAAUUGCAGGCAGAAGCUGAUGCAGCGGAAGAGGCAGAAAGGAAACGUUUAGAAGAGGAGCAGCAGAGAUUGCGGGCCCUAGAAGAACAAAGGCAACUUGAGUUACAACAACAACUCAAGCAAAAACAAUCAAAGAAAAAGAAGAAGAAACCAAAUACCCAACAACAAUCGCAUGUUUUGCAGUCCUCCUCCAGUGUAUCCUGUCCAGCGACAAAAAAGGAAAGUAAAACAAAACAAAAACAAAAUAAACUAGCCAAUUCCAAUUCGACAACAUCAGUGUCCACUAAUGAAAAUAAUGAAACUCCUCUCCAACUACCACAGCUAAUGAUGCAAAAAUCUUCAAAACAGAAACGUUCGGUCUCCACAACAACAUCGUGCUCAGCUGCCACAUCGUCAUCAUCUUCUUCGAACAAUUCAACCAGUAGUCAGAUGAAUACCCGCGAUAAUUCUGUGAGCAGUUUCAAGCCUAGCAACACCAAGAGUUCCUCGACUAGUAAGAAGAGUGCAAAAGAAAAGAAGAAGAAACUAAUGACACCUACUUCAUCUGCCGUUACGUCUGACGAUGAACAAGAUCAGAAACAAAGUGGCGAAAAAAAACCCGUGCAAAAUUCCUCAAAGGUCCAACAGUCAACGCAGCAGAAGGGAAACAAAAAUACAAAACCUAAAUCGGGAAAAGCUAAGGAACCGUCUAAAACAACUAAGCCGCCCCAAACCCCGCCAAGUUCAGAUUCCGAAGAUGAUGCUAACACUGAAGUACAUACAUCUACGCCACAAGAAUCUUUAACGCAAAAAGUGAAAAUACCCAAAAAACGACGAACAAAAUUGAUUGAUAAUGGACAAUUUGAUAACAAUCCCUUCAAGUCAUUGCACAUGCAAGAUUCAGAAUCGGAGUGGUCCUCUUCCGACGAUGACGAAGAGGAGUCGGAAGCUGAAGCAGAUGAGGGUAAUGAGAUAGAAAUCGAAACCCAAAUUAAAAAUUUAAGCCUUAAUACCCAAAAACCCUCCACCGAGACAGUGAAGAAUGUCAAACAAAUGGAAAACAAACAAAAGACCCAAAACUCGAAGAAAACGUCUCGUGAUGUCAAUGAAACACAAUUGCGUGACCCCCCAGCAAUAACAUCGCUCGCAACCAAAGGGGCAACUGCAAAGCAACACAAUAAUAAAAAUGCGACCAACAAAGCCCCAAAACCACUUGGGAAUGAAAACAAAUAUCCGUCAACAGCAACCGCAUCCAAACAAAAUAAUAUUGGACAGCCACAAAUGCAGCAGUCGAAUAAUAUACGUUCAUCCAAGAGUUCCAAUUCUUCAGUGAAGCAAACGGCGGCUGGAAAUAGUAAUCGCAAGGGAAAGGCCGACAAUCGUUCCUCGAUUGACGCGAACACUACAACGCAACACACAUCAACUACUACUAAAUCGGAUUCUAAUACUAAUGUCAAUUCCACCAAAAAUCAAACCCGAAACAAUGUCCGCAAUGCGAUUCGUAAUCAAAACUCAAUAGCAAACCAUCCGCAGCAAUCUUUCGAAGAUAAUCAGUACAAUCAGAAAAUAACGUCCGCGAUCAAUAGUACUGCUGGCGUUAGUGAUGGCAAAAACAAACGUUCUCAGCGUAAUAAAAAAUUCCAACAGAAAAAUCUGAAACCUAACCAGUCCCAACAUCAACAUUGUUGUUCCGGUAUACCCAACAAUAUGGGAUAUUUCAAUCCAAAUGAUGUCAAUAUUACACCUACACCGUCACUCACUACGACUAGCCAUAGUCAGAAUCUGAACGCUCAGAGUUGCACUUAUCAGAACCUGACUGAUCAAAUGCAGGCAAUGCGGAUAAGUGGCAAUGUUGGUCCACAGCAACGCAUGCACAACAACAGUAAUGUUAGUAUUAUGGAUCAAUUGAAUCGAGGGGUUCAAGUUGAAAAUCUUUCCCUACCACCGGGCAUCACCCUUACUAAAGUUGACCCAAUAAAAAGCGAACAGCUACGUCAGAAAUCGGAGUCGAUUAAGAAGUUGGCAAAACCACUACAACCAGCUCCGCCGCCCAUGUCUCAAACACCACAAGCAUUCCAUCACGCUGGUAUGGCUGGUACCACUAUUAUUGCACCGCCUGUUGCACCCCUGUCGAAUUAUUAUGGUUCACAUUAUUCUGCUGGUGCUGCUGGUAUGAUACCUACAGCCGCUCUAGAUCCUCAAAGUGGCAUAAUAAUGGUUGAGGCCAAUCCUCCCAAGUGUAAUACAACAACUCAGGCAGCUAACAUUGGCUCAUGCACCAAUACAAAUAAGCAAUCCAAAAAUAAGAAACGCCGAAAUAAAUCGAAGGCAAACAACAACAACAACGGUGCAUGUCCCCUGGCAAAUUCUGGUAGUAAUGCAAAAAGUCAGGAGAGCUCCACAAAUAAUGCUGCCGCCGGUCAACCAAAAAUGAUAACAUUACGAAAUCCCAUGUUUCACGGUGGUCCAACAGGUGCCCCGGCAACUAUUUUGCCACAGUCUGGAUUAAUGCAAGGUCGCCCAUUGGAUGCAUAUCCAAUUGCAGCUCCUCUGCCCGUAGAUCAACCCGCCGCCAUAAUUAAAAACGAAAACGGUAUGUAUACCAUCCGUAAUCCGGCCCUACAUCAGGCUGUAACAAAUGGCUUAGUACUGGGCGGUUAUAGACAAUUUGGCAAUGUUAAUUUCUAUACACCACAAGAGGCUGCAGCGGAAGCAGCCAGAGCAACAUUACAACAACAACAUCAACAUCAAAACAACGAGAACGCCAAAAGUGCAACAACAAUAUCCGGAAAUAUGAGCACUUCUUCGUUUUCGUAUUUUUCCAAUGAUAAUGUCGCUACGAAUACAACUCACAACAAUAUAAGUAUUAGUUGUACCAGCGUUGGUAACGGCCGAAAUGUUAGUCCCCAAAGGACAGGAGGCGGUGGAUUGACCGGAGAUGCGGCCGUUAUUCAACGACCAACACCAGCACAAAAAUGUAUAUCAGCCAUUGGUAGCGAAAUCAAAAAUGCUCAACAGCAAAAACAAAAAUCAAAAGAGCAACACUGGUCGCAUUUCGGUACAGAUUCAAUCUGUUGCUGAUCUCUGCAAGAAAAGUAUCAGCAAUCCAAAUAUUAUAAUGGUUUUGAUGUAUUCACUGCCGGUAGCAGUGGCGGAAGCAGCUCUUCAGCAACAACAGCUGCACACAUCCAUCAUAGCUGUGGAGACGAUUCCCCACCUCCAUCAAUUACGGGAUAUAAUUCUUAUAUUGAAGGUAUUCCUAAUACCGGUGUUAUACGUUACGACGAUGCUUCCUUUUUAAAGAACUUGAUUCCGGGACAAAAUCUUAAUACAGAGGUAUCAAUUCAUAAUGUUAGCGACUCGAAUUUCGCUCGCAAUGCCAAUUCUCCACAAGCACAUCGCGUGGAAAUUACACCAGUUUAUGGUGGCAAUAGACCAGCAUCAUCUAACAGCCUAUUUGAGCCAAAUACUGUGCAAAAUAAUCCAUCGAAUUUUCGAGGAAACUAUCGUGAUCACUACAAUGAUUCCAAUAUAUUCUCUAAUAACAAUAUGCAUAUGAACCUUGGCGAAUUGGACCCGGCAAUGAACUAUGAUUUUGAAUCGACACAACACCCACAGCCAACAACAUCUGUUGCAAAUGUAACAUCAAGUGAUAACCAUAACUCAAUUUUAGACUUUAACAACAUAUUAAAUAAUAAUAAGAAUGGAACCACUGGCUCAGCCAGUCAUCGUACAUCUCCCUAUAUGGACGAACAUACCCUAGAAGGUUUUGUACAAAACAUAAAUUCCAUGCGCAUCUCUUCAAACACAACAGUAGGAGCUGCCCCGACAGCGGCUGCGGACGAGCAAAGCUCCCAAAUGAAUGGCAAUAGUAGUGGCAGUGGCAUUGGGCAUCAUACAGUCACCACCAGUGCCAAUACCAAUG
Musca vetustissima is the source of this 8270-nucleotide messenger RNA. RefSeq lists its product as uncharacterized. The annotation marks the transcript as partial. The transcript is spliced from 18 exons. The record is from RefSeq and is a predicted model, not a curated record. NCBI's taxonomy places the organism in Eukaryota, Metazoa, Arthropoda, Insecta, Diptera, Muscidae.